Messenger RNA from Mesitornis unicolor (brown roatelo), 1692 nucleotides. It is a transcript of the gene IL10RA, whose product is annotated as interleukin 10 receptor, alpha. Gene Ontology annotation, molecular function: protein binding. NCBI's taxonomy places the organism in Eukaryota, Metazoa, Chordata, Aves, Mesitornithiformes, Mesitornithidae. The annotation marks the transcript as partial. The transcript has 8 exons. The record is from RefSeq and is a predicted model, not a curated record.
AUGGCCCCCUCCACCACAGCCCUGGCACUGUGCGCGGCGCUGCUCCUCGCCCGGCGGACAGAAGGGGAGAAGCUGGCGAGCCCCACCCACGUGCGCUUUGAUGCGGAGAUCGGGCACCACCUGCUGCGGUGGCAGCCGGGACACAGCCCCCGCGGUGACAUCCACUACCAAGUGGAGCUCGGAGUCUACGGCACCAAUUUCUCCUGGACAUCCAUCCCAAGCUGCACCAAGAUUUUGGAGCACUCCUGCGACCUCACGUACUACACCCUGGAUCCUGCCCAGCGCUACUACGCACGGGUCAGGGCCGUGUCUGGAAACCACACGUCCCCGUGGCAAAGGACCAACGCUUUCUCCAUGCAGGAAGCUCACCUGCGCCUGCCGGGCCAGAGCCUCUCGGUGACGGGCAACACCAUCCACGUGCAGCUGCAGCUGCUCUUCAGGGUGGGCAACCUCAGCGUGAAGUACGACAGCAUCCACAAGCACCUGAGGCAGUACCGGGUGUACGUCAGGAGGACGCAGAACAACCGGACGUACGAAGUGAUGAAGAAUGUCCCAGAGUUCAACAUCACCAACCUCUUCUGGGACACCGAGUACUGCGUCAGCGUGGAGCCCGUGGUGUCCAGCCGGCCCAGCCGCGCCACACGCACCGCCGAGCAGUGCGUCACCACCGCCGAGAGGGAUCGGAGCGCAGAGCUUGUCCUGAGCAUGGUCGGCUCCUCCUUCAUCAGCCGCUUGCUCCUGGGCCUCCUGGGGAUCCUGCUGGUCUGCACCUACAUAAAGAAACCCAUGAGGCCACCGUCCGUCCUGAAAUCCUUCAUAAAGCAGAGCUCGCUCUGGGUGGAGCAGGAGCCCUCGUCCUCAGGCAUCCCAGACGGAGACCGUGUCCAGCAGCUCUUCCUGUGCCAGAAGGAGCCCCGACAGGAUGGCAGCCCGGACAUGGCUCAGCUGCCCCCAGAGAAGGGCUGGGGGCUCCCGGCGGGGCCCGAGGACCGGCUGCGUCUGCUGGGUCUGGGGGCAGACAGCAGCAGCACCAGCACCGACAGCGGCAUCUGCCUGCGCGCCUCCUUCUCCUCCGAACUGAGCGGCUCCUCCGGCCACGAGCCCCGGGGCUACAAACAGCAGUUGCCCACCGGCGAUGACAGUGGUGUGGGCUUGGACACCCCUUGCCCCAUGUGCUCGUCCAGCCAUGGGAAUGAGCUCGGCUUCUCCCCUGCCACCAGCCAGGAGAGCCAGCAGGAUGUGGAGUUUCGUGGCUACCUGCAGCAGUCCAAGGGCACAGUGGAGCCGAGGCAGGACCUGGCUGAGGGGGUGCCCUCCCUGGGCUGUGCGGGAUCCCCGCAGGGCAUGGGCAGCGCCGACAUCGUGCUGGUCAUGGAGUGCUCGGAGCUGGCUGUGGCCAAAGGGUAUCUGAAGCAGUACUCAUCCCAGCACCCUCGCAGCCAUGCACAGGACCUUGCUCCAUGGAAAGCCCCUUGGAACCCCACUGCCUGGGACUUCUCCAGCCAAGUGGGGCUCCAAGCCCCCACUCUGCUGAGCUACGGCGCUCCAGGUGCUCCCUUGGCCUGCAAAGCCAGCCCUGAGCUCCUGAAAGCUCCCUUGGACCUAAGCAUCUUCAACACUGACCUCCUGGGAACGCUGCCCCUCACCUCCAGCCUCAGCACCAACGAGUGGCUGGGGCUGGAGAUCAAACCC